Molecule: messenger RNA, 3657 nt
Organism: Suillus bovinus
Lineage: Eukaryota; Fungi; Basidiomycota; Agaricomycetes; Boletales; Suillaceae
Product: P-loop containing nucleoside triphosphate hydrolase protein
Exons: 21
Coding region: 95-3295 (1066 amino acids)
Biological process (GO): protein import into peroxisome matrix
Cellular component (GO): peroxisomal membrane; peroxisome; cytosol
Molecular function (GO): ATP hydrolysis activity; ATP binding
Source: RefSeq, a predicted model, not a curated record
GUCGACGUCCAAAAAUUGACUCGCCGCGGUUUGCCAGGUCUAGUGGAACGUAAGUGAUUGUAAAUAACACAGUGAUACUCAAGAGUCUGAAAAAAUGCCACGGCGCGCAAGAGUACACUUUGUAUCACUCAAAUCAUCCCUGGUCAAUCUCCCAAUAUCAGUAUACGGUCCCCUUCUGGAGAGACAGAUCCGUCCGCAAAGCCUUGCUGUCCACUUGAAGCUCGCCGAUGGCGGAGGAAGAGAGGCGUAUGUUGGCUGGACCGGCAUGGCUUCUGCAUCAUCCCUUGCCUCAUUCAACUCUACCGCAGGCGAACGUGGAAUAGAAACGCUAGAGAUAGAUCCACAAUACGCAGCAGGCUUGGGCUUCAAAGAAGGAGAUGUGGUGGAAUUAGGCUUAUUAUACGACCUCCCAUACGCGAAGACAGUGAGCACUGAGCCCCUCAGUGCAGACGACUGGGACGUAGUGGAACUGCAUGCAGCGCACGUCGAAGGCACUCUCCUCUCCCAAGUGCGAGUCGCAAAUGUCGGACAAGAGAUCAAUGUUUGGGUGCUCGGGCGGACGAGAGUACGACUAAGAAUUGUCUCGCUCGACACGUCUGCGACCGCAGCGCUGCUCACAACCGACACCGAGGUCAGCAUUGCUCCCAAGUCGCACAGAAAAUCGAAAACCGAAACCAAAGCCUCAUCUCAAACAAGCUUAGAUCAUGGAACCGUCAUGCCAACGCAGAACAAACCUUCUUAUCCAUCCGAAAUCCUCCGAGCGCUCCCUGCGCGCCUUGUCAACAUCCCUGAAACGAUUACUCUUCGCGAUGCCAAAAUGCGCGCAUACAUCCAUCCUUACACUCUAUCAUUGCUUACGGGGACUCGGUACAUCCCAUUCGACCCAAAUCCUGACCCUCCACGUUCAGGUUGGUGGUGCGCGCAUGCACGUCGGCUGGAGCCACCCAAGGAUCCGACGAACAUCAUGAAGUCUGGUAUUGAAGAUAACGCCAGCAUCAAGCCAAGUGCUGAAACUGAGCAGGAUGCCGAAGCAAAGAUACUGCACCCGGGGUCAAAAAGAGAGUUGGGAGCAAAGGAUGAUGAAGGGAACGGAAAGGACGGGUGGGAAGUGUGGCUGGGAAUCUCUGAUCGCGUUAUGGAGACACAUGUAUUAUUUAUCGGUGAAGUAAAGGGUGGGGUCGGGGACUGGGAUCUCGUUCGGAUAUCGCUCACGGGUGCCCGUGAGCAAGGGCCCGUAAUUAAUGGAAACCUCGAUGAUCCUGCAUCCCCAUCAUCCUUAUCUUCACCUUCAGCUUUGGCGGCGAUCUCCUCAGAAAUAGUGGCAUCCUCUGGAUCAUCACUUCGUUUAUCAGGUGUAUCCAAUAUUCUCGAAGACGUGACAAACACUUGCGUCGCGACCUACGCCGUACAUGCGCGCAAGGAUGUUGUUCGGGGAAUCCCUGGCAUUCUAAUAACAGGCCGUCAGGGAAUGGGCAAGACAUCAGUUGCGAAAGAGAUCGCACGCAGACUGGAAGCAGAUGAGCGCGUGUACGCUUCCAUACAUUAUAUCGACUUCUCCCCGCUCGCAUCCAAGCCCGCUCAAACCCUCGGUGCACUCUUUCGCCACCUCUUUGUGUUAGCACGAUGGCACAGCCCCUCCGUCCUCGUCUUCGACAACCUCGAUAAAGUCUGUGCUGCAGAGGUCGAGCACGCGGAUUCUUUCCGCCAGCGACAUAUAACAGAGCUCUUCCUCAUGCAAUAUAGCUCCAACGCACGCCUUGCACCAUCCAACUUUCGUGGUAUCGUGCUCCUCGCAACAGCAGAGAACCAGACUAGCGUGCACUCGCUACUACAUACGCUGCAUGUCUUCAAGGAUGUCGCUUCCAUUCCUCCGCCGGGGAGAGAGGCACGGAAGGAGAUUCUCGUCAGUCUCGUGUCACUCCGGCUUUCCAUGGCUAAGGAGCCACUGUCAUUCGUUAUCGACGAAUCCGAUCCCCCUGAGUACACUCGACUCGCGGUAGGGACAGAGGGCUAUUCCCCUGUAGACCUGCGAGACCUUGUCACGCGGACCGUACAGGUCGCUGUUGGGCGGGCAGUGUCAGAAGUGGGCGUUGGUGUUGAGAAGGUCACACUUUCGGCGAAAGAUUUUAUAGAAGCCCAAGAGGGAUUUGUGCCUCUCUCGCUGAGGGAUGUUCCUUUACAAAAGUCGGGUGUAGAGUGGGCUGACAUUGGCGGCUUGAAAGAUACCAAGCUCGUAUUGAGGGAGACCUUAGAGUGGCCGACGAAGUAUGCACAAUUGUUCAAGCAGUCUCCGUUGAGGUUGAGAUCUGGGCUACUCUUGUAUGGCUAUCCUGGCUGUGGAAAAACUCUACUUGCGUCAGCCGUUGCGAAAGAGUGCGGAUUGAACUUCAUCAGCAUCAAAGGUCCCGAGCUAUUGAAUAAAUACAUCGGACAGAGUGAAAAAUCAGUGAGAGACAUCUUCGAUCGUGCAUCAGCUGCCAAACCAUGCGUACUCUUUUUCGACGAGUUUGACUCGAUUGCACCAAAGAGAGGACACGACAGCACGGGCGUGACAGACCGUGUGGUAAAUCAGAUGCUAACCCAGAUGGAUGGCGCCGAGGGGCUCGAGGGAGUAUAUGUCCUCGCUGCAACGAGUCGGCCAGACCUCAUCGACUCCGCAUUGCUUCGUCCCGGUCGUCUUGACAAAUCGCUGCUAUGUGAUCUGCCUGGUGUUGAGGACCGAAAAGACAUUUUGGUUGCAGUAUCGCGGAAGCUAAAGCUUGCACCCUCUGUGGACUUUGAUGAACUUGCAAGUAUCACUGAGGGCUUCUCGGGUGCGGACUUACAGGCGCUCGUGUACAACGCGCAUCUGGAGGUAGUGCAUGCUGCUAUAGAUGCUGAGAAGAUGGAUGGUGGUAGUGGAGGUGAUGUCGAGGCAGGCCGGAGGGUGGGAGUGGGGUUGACUGAUGAGGUCCCGGUGAAGUAUGUGGUUCUGGGCGCUGGGAAGGAUGCAGUCAAAGCGGCGUCUAAGGCAGACGAGACGAAAAUGCAGCGACGACUGCAACAAAUCAGGGCGUCGAAAUCUGUGGGGAUGGACGCGGAUAGCAAGGCCAUUGUGACGCCCAAGAAGCACGAGAUCACUCAACAGCAUUUAUUGAAAGUGCUUAAAACGACAAAGCCGUCUGUUUCGCGCGAGGAACAGGCAAGGCUGGGGAGAAUAUAUCGAGAGUUCGUGUCGGAUCGAGGUGGUGGCGAGAAGAAAUUCCCAAUGCCGGGCAGCGAUAGCGGGGUGGGGAGUCGAGCCUCGAUGGGAUGAUGGGCACUGUACUCAGAUGACGAACUUGCAUACCUCAACCUGGGAGAUUGUUCUAACUUUUUCAUGGCAUUAUUUAUUACCUUGAGAUAGCCACAACUCUGGCUUAGUCUUUCGUAUACAGACCGUAUGAUAGAAACGGUUGCAUUAGGCCUUAGGUCCAGGUGUAGGGCUAGACGUCAAGUGUGGGUAAUACUGACUUAGCACCCAGAUUUCUGACAGUUUAUAAAUGUGCUCGUGUGUCACUCAGCUACGUACCUUUUGUUGAGUUCCCGGGCCUGUGCCGGCACAGCCCAUGGUUUCCGGGUCUCGGGACCCCGAAACGAGGCAGCUGUGCUUUAUUCACAACCAACACGAUCUCACAU